Molecule: messenger RNA, 257 nt
Organism: Candidula unifasciata
Lineage: Eukaryota; Metazoa; Mollusca; Gastropoda; Stylommatophora; Geomitridae
Source: the annotation of a GenBank genome assembly
CACUAGUAACGCUGUCAGUGCAACCAAGUUCUGCAAAUAAGCUCAGAGCUGAACUUUUACUGAUUAGCAACUGUGUAGUUCAGUUAGAGCAGCUCAGGGAGGAAGGGAGUUUAGAUGAUCUGAGCCAGGAUACACUUGUAGACGUCUGCCAUGACAUCCAGACCUUGGGAAAAGCAGUUGAGAAUAUCAUUCAAUAUGUGCCAUCGUUCAAAUUCAGAGCUAUUUAUGACAAGUGUUUGAUUCAAAUCAAUUCUUUG